AUGGCGGAGAGCGAGGCCGAGACCCCCAGCACGCCGGGCGAGUUCGAGAGCAAGUACUUCGAGUUCCACGGCGUGCGGCUGCCGCCCUUCUGCCGCGGGAAGAUGGAGGAGAUCGCUAACUUCCCGGUGCGGCCCAGCGACGUGUGGAUCGUCACCUACCCCAAGUCCGGCACCAGCUUGCUGCAGGAGGCGGUCUACUUGGUGAGCCAGGGGGCCGCGCCCGACGAGGUCGGCCUGAUGAACAUCGAGGAGCAGCUCCCAGUCCUGGAGUUCCCACAGCCGGGCCUGGACAUCAUCAAGGAACUGACGUCCCCCCGCCUCAUCAAAAGCCACCUCCCCUACCGCUUCCUGCCCUCCGACCUUCACAAUGGCGACUCCAAGGUCAUAUACAUGGCCCGGAACCCCAAGGACCUGGUGGUGUCGUACUACCAGUUCCACCGCUCGCUGCGGACCAUGAGCUACCGGGGUACGUUCCAGGAGUUCUGCCGGAGGUUCAUGAACGACAAGUUGGGCUACGGCUCAUGGUUUGAGCAUGUGCAGGAAUUCUGGGAGCACCGCAUGGACGCGAACGUGCUUUUCCUCAAGUACGAAGACAUGCACCGGGACCUGGUGACAAUGGUGGAGCAGCUGGCCAGAUUCCUCGGGGUGUCCUGUGACAAGGCCCAGCUGGAGACCCUGAUCGAGCACUGCCACCAGCUGGUGGACCAGUGCUGCAACGCCGAGGCCCUGCCCGUGGGCCGGGGUACGCGCCCCUGCCCGCCCCGCCGGAGUUGGCCUUGUGCCCUGCACGCGGUGUUGGAGUUCACGGGGUGGCUGCCGGGCUGUGUCAGGCUCUGUGGGCAAGAGGUUCUAGGCGGGCGCCUUCCCAGACGGCCCCACCGGGCAGACCCCGGGGAUGGGUUUGGGGCUGUGAUGUCUAGAAGUGCGGCGUGCGCCCCAGCUGGCCCCUGGGAGGCAGAGGCGGAGGGCGGGGCAAGCCCGCGUGCCAGGGGAGCUGGCGGCACGGGAGGAGCGGCCCGCCCAGGGGAAGGGGUGUGUGUGUGCCUGUGGCGUGUGUGCGCAUGUGUGCACGUGUGUGCGUGUGUGAGAGGGCGAGCGAGCAGGAAGUGCAGGCCCCUCCGGGGUUGGCCAGGCAGCCGUCCCGGGGGCCGCGUUCCCUCGUGGCACGGGAGCCGUGUCUGGGGUGUGACGCAUUUGGAGGCGGGGCAGGUGUUCCAGGCAGGGGUCCUCCCCAGACCCACUCGGGUUGCUCUCCGUGCCCUCGGGGCUCAUGGUACUGAGGCUGCUUGAUUGUGGAGAGCUCGGGCAUGAAGAUCCCCGCAGCCCUGGGCGGUGGCUGAGGCCCCGAGAGCCACCCCUGCGGCGAGAGUCGGGCUCUGCGGGCAGCUGCCCGGCGAGGAGAGAGCAGCUGGGCUGCGGCCUGGCGGGAAUCAGGCCAGGCCUUGGAGCCUCUCUAGCCUUUUGUCCUUCCUCUAAGCGGGGCUGGUCGUGGCUGCCGGCUCGCAGGGUUGUCCUGAAGGUCAGGGGCGAGCGCCUUCCUGUAAAGGCAGGCCGGCCGCUCUCCAGGAAGACAUGAGCAGGCCACGUCACCCUGCCGUUUAGUUCCUGGCUGCAUCUUCACAAGUGUUUAUUAUUUAAAAUUUAUUUGCUCUUUUUUAGUUUUGCUUUCUCUGUGUUUUGUUACCCUUGGGCGUGACCUUCUCCAGAACCCCCUUCAGUUCACUCGUGUGGUUGAGAAGCGUCGAGAACAUACUGUGUGUCCAUAUGUUCCUUCCGAUGUGUUUGUUUUAUCAUCGUUUACCUUGGUUUUGCUUUAUUUCAGUUCUUUGAUUUUGUUUUCUUUUAGCACAUUGCCUCUUUGCUCAGAAGACCUCCUUGCGUUGGUGAGAACGCAGGGGCUUGCGUAGCCGGCUGCAUUGCUUAGAUUUGGUUCAUGUCACAGCCUAAAUUGCACUGUCUUGAUUCCAAAUCCUAAACCAGGUGGGUGACUCCUUUGAUGAGCUCUCAGCUGAGAAAAUAAUCAUGGAAAAAUUUAUUUAUGGUGUGAUUGGUCUAGAGGCUUCUAAUUUUGUCCCUUAGGUAUCAUUAGAGGGUAGCAAGCACAGCUUCUCUGGUUUUUUUUCCUCUCCCGCACUGACAUACAAUUUUUUAUCACCGAAGAGAAAACCCUUGUCACUUUGGAUCUAUCAGCUCAGCAUCUGCAGGGUUGCAGUUUCACACGUGAGGUCCGCUCAGGACAAGGACGACUGUUAAUAACAGAGCUAACGAAGGGUGUUGGCUGGAGACGCUCAGAGCUCUGAUCUCAGAGAUGCUGACGGAGGACAGAAUUCUAAACGAGCAUUUCAGUCCCCCGAGGCGGUUAUUUAAAAGCACAGCUCCUGCCUACGCAAGGGCGGGAACCCCACUCCUGACAUCUUCAGUCGCCAUUCACAUGUGACCAGGACAACGGAAGAUUUUGUCGUUAAGGAAAGUGGGUUCAGCAGCUUUGGUCAUUUUGAGCUCUCUCUUUUCUCUGUGGAGAGCGGGUAGGCCCGGCCCGCACAUCAGUCCGGAGGCUCCGGGCUCCCUGCUGUCUGCCAGCGGGAGGCCUCGUCUUCUGACCGAGCCCUGCCGAGCUGUGGCUGUGAUGGAGCCGCUGAGGGCCCGGGACUCGUUUUGGUGUUGACUUGGGAGCCCUGACUGUUUUAUUCCCUUUAAACUCCCCCCUGAUGAUGCACGGGCAGGCGUCUCGAAAUCUUCACCCUUGACCUUGUCAGGCAUCUUCCUGCUCACCAUAAAAUGUUCUACCCUUUUGGAUGAUUUUUUUUUCCUUUUAAAAUUCUUCAGAAGCAAAUGCUGCCUUGGUGGAGCUGUUGAGCUGUGAGUGAGUAGCGGCAUCACGAGGACCCAGAGCACGGAUCUGUUCCACAGACUCUGUCGGUCCUCUGGGGCGUCAUGACUGGCCCGCCCGCUCUGUGCCUGGUGCCGGUGGUCGGCGGUGGGCAGGCAGGGCCUCCUCCGGGGCCGCAGCUCUGUGCGCUCGUGGUGCUGGGCGGAAAGCACAGCGGGAUGACCAGACGCAGGGGAGCGGGUUCAGCUAGUCUGUCGUUCACAUGGCCCAUCCUGCCCCCGUAGGCCAGGCUCAGAGGGGUCCAGGAAUAGAUCUGGAACCUUCCAGAUCCAUUUCCAAGGCUUCCUGUGGUUUGGUAGCUGGCCCAACAGCGAGUGAAUCCAGCACAUUCUGCUCUUGUUUGUGUUUCAGGAAGAGUCGGGCUGUGGAAGGACAUCUUCACUGUCUCCAUGAACGAGAAGUUUGACUUGGUGUAUAAACAGAAGAUGGGAAAGUGUGACCUCAUGUUCGACUUUUAUUUAUAA
Hippopotamus amphibius kiboko is the source of this 3354-nucleotide messenger RNA. It is a transcript of the gene SULT4A1, whose product is annotated as sulfotransferase family 4A member 1. The coding region runs from base 1 to 1290 and encodes 429 amino acids. Gene Ontology annotation, biological process: sulfation. NCBI's taxonomy places the organism in Eukaryota, Metazoa, Chordata, Mammalia, Artiodactyla, Hippopotamidae. Gene Ontology annotation, cellular component: cytoplasm. Gene Ontology annotation, molecular function: sulfotransferase activity. The transcript has 6 exons. The record is from RefSeq and is a predicted model, not a curated record.